Quercus lobata is the source of this 3903-nucleotide messenger RNA. RefSeq lists its product as uncharacterized. Lineage: Eukaryota; Viridiplantae; Streptophyta; Magnoliopsida; Fagales; Fagaceae. Gene Ontology annotation, molecular function: nucleic acid binding; RNA-DNA hybrid ribonuclease activity. The record is from RefSeq and is a predicted model, not a curated record. The transcript has 3 exons. The coding region runs from base 1 to 3903 and encodes 1300 amino acids.
AUGAGUUGCCUUAGCUGGAACUGUCGUGGGCUUGGGAACCCACAGACAGAAGAUGAACUAGUUGCGUUGAUACGCAACAAAGAUCCCAAGCUGAUCUUCUUAAUGGAAACUAAGGUUGAGAAAUCAGUUUUAGAUAGAAUUGGUAGAAAGAUUCAAUAUUCUAAUUUAUUUGUGGUUCCUCGGCAUAAUUCAGGGGGUGGUUUAGCUUUGUAUUGGGCUGCUGACUUUAAUGUGGAUGUUCAGUCUUUUUCUGAGAACCAUAUUGAUGCUAUUAUUGACCAUGGAGUUGAUGACGCCUGGCGGUUCACAGGUUUCUAUGGAGACCCUGAGACCGCCAACCGGGAAAACUCCUGGUCCCUGCUCAGAACGUUGAGUAAUCGUUUCACCCUUCCUUGGGUUUGUAUUGGUGAUUUUAAUGAAAUUUUAUUUGCUGAUGAGAAACAGGGAUGGCUUAAUAGACCGGAGAGACAAAUGCAGGGUUUUCGAGAUGCUCUUGAUUUUUUCAGGUUGAAGGACCUAGGAAUUCACCAUCUGGAUGCUUUCCACUCUGACCACAAACCCAUUCUUCUUAGUCCAGACUCAGAAUUGAACCGGUUCUACAAAAAAGGGCGCCCUUUCCGGUUUGAAGCCAUGUGGUUAAGGGACAGAUCCUGUGAAGAGGUGGUUUGUGAUUCUUGGGGAAAGGAGAUGGCUCAAGCCACAGCAUGGGGGUUCAAUAGCAAAAUAUUGGCUUGCCAGUCUAACCUCAGAGUAUGGAAUAAGAAGAUAUUUGGCCAUGUUAGAAAUUCUUUGAAGAAAAAAGUAGAAGAUUUGAAGUUUGAAGAGGAAAAUGGGGGAUACAGAAAAAAUCCUGUUAGAAUCCAGGCCUUACGAGAUGAAAUUCAGAAGUUACAGGCAAAAGAGGAAUGUAUGUGGAAGCAAAGAUCCAGAAAUAGGUGGCUUAAGGAAGGGGAUAGGAACACAAAGUAUUUCCAUUGCAGAGCCAAUCAAAGAAAUCGGCGGAACCUAAUUACAGGAUUAGAAGAUGAGUUUGGAGCAUGGGUUGAAGAUGAGGAUGGUAUGGGCAAAGUGGUGGAGGGUUAUUUUGAACAAAUCUUCACCAGUUCAAAUCCGAGUGAUUUUAGUAAUAUCCUCAGUAGUAUUCAAAGGGUGGCAGGAGAGGAUGAUAGAGAUCACGUAGAGGGGGACUUCCAAGCAUGUGAGGUCAAAGAAGCUCUCAAUUCAAUGGCCCCUCUAACGGCUCCUGGUCCUGAUGGUAUGUCUCCUGUUUUCUAUAAGUCCUUCUGGCAUAUUGUAGGUGAAGAUGUGACUGCAGUGGUUCUUCGAGCCUUAAACACAGGUAUUGUCCCAGAAUCCUUAAAUACUACUUUCAUCACUCUCAUCCCCAAAAUUAAAAACCCUAAGAAGGUUUCUGAUUUCAGGCCCAUUAGUCUAUGUAAUGUUCUUUACAAACUUAUUGCAAAAGUAGUGGCUAAUCGUUUGAAAAAGUUUCUAGCUAAUGCUGUGCCAGAUUCUCAGAGUGCUUUCCUAUCGGGUCGAUUGAUUUCUGAUAACAUUCUUAUGGCUUUUGAGACCCUCCAUUAUUUGAAGAGGAAGACAAAAGGAAAGAUGGGAUUCAUGGCUCUUAAGCUGGAUAUGAGUAAAGCUUAUGACCGAGUGGAGUGGGGAUUCUUGGAGGCCAUUAUGCAAUAUUUGGGGCUUGAAGAGAGGAUGAGAAGAAUUAUUUUGUCAUGCCUGAAGUCUGUGUCUUACUCUAUUUUGCUUAAUGGGCAACCGGUUGGUAGCAUCAAACCUUCGAGGGGCCUUCGCCAAGGUGAUCCUUUAUCACCAUAUUUGUUUCUCUUGUGUGCCAUGGGGUUACAAGGUUUAUUGCAAAAAGCUGAGGUCGAGGGGAGUAUUAAGGGAGUGGCUAUUAGUAGAUAUGGUCCUCGGGUUUCUCACUUAUUUUUUGCAGAUGAUAGUGUCCUCUUUUGCCGUGCUACUGAGGCCGAAUGUCAGAGAGUCCUGGAUAUUCUGUCUACUUAUGAGAGGGGAACGGGUCAAAAAAUCAAUAGAGAAAAGACUAACAUUUUCUUCAGUUCUAAUACCCAUCACCAAACCCAAUCUCGUAUCCAACAACUCUUGGGAGUUCCGGCAAUUAGACAAUAUGAAAAAUAUUUAGGGUUGCCUGCAUUAGUGGGGCGGGGAAAAAAAAGGAGUUUUAUUUACCUUAAGGAGAGAGUGUGGAAGAAAAUUCAAGGGUGGAAAGAAAAGUUACUAUCUAUAGCUGGAAGGGAAGUCCUCAUUAAAGCAGUCAUCCAAGCCAUUCCUACUUACACAAUGAGUUGUUUCAAGCUCCCUAAGUGUUUGAUUAAAGAGUUAGAAGUCCUCAUUCGGAAAUUUUGGUGGGGCUACAAUGAUGCCGCAAAGAAGAUGCACUGGGUUAGCUGGGAGAGGUUAUGUGAAGCUAAAGAAGUUGGCGGUAUGGGCUUCAAAGAAAUUGAGAAGUUUAAUGAAGCCCUCCUUGCUAAACAAGUCUGGCGCAUGAUGCAAAAUCCAGAGUCCCUUUGCUUCAGAGUUUUUAAGGCUCGAUUUUUUCCUAAUUACUCUAUUCUUGAUGCCAAGGAAUCCAACUCCGGCUCCUACGCAUGGAAAAGCAUCCUUAGUGCUAGGGAUGUCAUUAGAAAGGGUAUGGUUUGGCGUAUUGGGGAUGGCCAGUCUGUCCGGAUCAAAGAAGAUAAGUGGUUGCCGGUGAAACCUAGUAGAUUAAUUCUCUCCCCCCUCCCUCCUGUCAUGGCAGAAGCGAGGGUUAGCUCCCUCAUCAAUCCAGAUUUGAGUAUGUGGAAAUCUAAGGAGGUAAACCGAUUGUUUUUGCCCCAUGAAGCUUCGUUAGUUCUGGGCAUUCCACUUAGCCACAGGAAGCCUUCUGACCGUAUCUCUUGGUCUUGUACCCCAUUCGGGGAGUUCAGCACUAGCAGUGCUUACAAGUUGUUGGCUGCCCCAUCCUCAACGGAUCGUGCCAGCUCUUCCAAUCAAGAUUAUCAGCGAAGUUUCUGGAAAGGGAUUUGGAAGUUGCAGGUUCCCAAUAAGAUUAAACAUUUUAUUUGGAGAGUCUGUAAUAAUGCUUUGCCGACCAAGAGUAAUCUGAAGCGAAGGCAUAUUAUAGAUUCGGACCUCUGUGAUCUUUGCAAGGAUGCUACGGAAGACUCUCUUCAUGCACUCUGCUUUUGCUGCCACAUUGCCCCUGUUCGCGAUGAGAUGAGAACGGAGAUGUUUGCAACUAUGUCAUGGUGCUUAUGGAAUAGACGGAAUGCUCUCCAUUUUGGUCGUCCAGCUCAGCCCCUCUCAAAUAUCAGUACCGUUGUAGGUACUCUGCUCCAGGAUUUCAUGGCUAGUCAAAUAUCAGAGACUCCCCGCCUUCGACCUUUUGCUCAGCAUCAAUGGCGCCCUCCAGAACAGGGCUUUGUGAAAGUAAACUUUGAUGCUGCCAUGUUUAAUCACUCGAACUCGGCUGGACUUGGUGUUAUUGUACGUGACUGGCGUGGCGUCUCCCUUGGUGCUAUGUCAACGCACACUGCAUUAGCUUCAUCUGUAGCUGAUAUGGAGGCUCUGGCAUGUCUUAGAGCAGUCCAAUUUGCUGCUGAACGUGAGCUUCAACAAGUGAUAAUUGAAGGUGAUUCGGUCAUAAUCAUUGCUGCGAUCACCCAGGGACGUUCUUUACUUUCCUCCUUUGGUAAUACUGUGGAUGAUGUUCUGUGCUUGCUGCCUAAAUUUUCUUCAAUUCAGUUUAAUCAUGUCAACCGCUCUGGUAACUUAGUGGCCGAUUCUCUCGCGAAGAAGGCUGCAUCCAUUGUAGGCUCUCAUGUUUGGCCGGAUGCUUUGCCUUUGGACAUUGCUACUUUAGUGGACUUUGAUGUUCAUUAA